This is a messenger RNA of Exserohilum turcica Et28A, 1348 nucleotides long. RefSeq names its product glycoside hydrolase family 61 protein. The record is from RefSeq and is a predicted model, not a curated record. Bases 158 to 1033 code for a protein of 291 amino acids. NCBI's taxonomy places the organism in Eukaryota, Fungi, Ascomycota, Dothideomycetes, Pleosporales, Pleosporaceae. The transcript has 2 exons.
GCAAGUCAUUCUUUCACCCCGUCAGUCCUUGACCUUGUCACUCCUUUCGUAGCCCGGUGCUAUUGAACACUCCUUAUUCGUUUGCUCUUUCGAUACCGUCUUGCCCCUUCGUGUGAAGUUUAUUUUUUUUCUUGCGACCAUUACCGUCAUCGCCAUCAUGUCCAUGUCCAAGAUCGUCCAAACCAGCGCCCUUGUUGCGGCGCUCAUCUCCGCCGUGUCCGGUCACACAGCCGUUGAGAAGUUCGAGGCUGGAGGCAAGACCUACGAGGGUUUCCGCCAGGCUUCUAAGCAAGAUCCCGGUAACCAGUCUCCUGCUUGGUGGACCAACCAGGGCUGGGGAUACCAGCCCAUCUACGGUGACCAGAUCAACCACCCCGACAUCAUUGCCCACAAGGAUGCUUCUCCCUCGCCCUACACUGUCGAGGUUCCCGCCGGCUCCGACGUCAAGUUCCACUGGCAUCACGAUGGUGCCUGUGGUACCGACGAGCAGGGAUGGGACUGCUCUCACCACGGCUGGACCGCCACCUACAUGGCCGACUGCAAUGGCGACUGCGCCAAGGUCGACAAGACAACGCUCGAGUUCUUCAAGAUCCACCAGUCGGCCCUGAUCGACUACCGCAAGGGCCGCUACUCUUCCGGCGCGCCCCAAGAACAGACCGGCUACUGGGGCACUGACGCCAUCUUCUACGACAACGCCAACACCCAGACUGUCACCAUCCCUGCCGAUCUCCCCAACCGCAACUUCGUCCUCAGAACCGAGGUCGUCUCCAUCCACAACAACGGCGCCGUCAGCAACCGUCAGUUCUGGCCCCAGGCCUUCAACAUCAAGGUCACUGGUGGUAAGGAUGGUGCCUCGGUCCCCGAGGGAAAGAGGGGAACCGAACUGUACUCUGCCAAUGACCCUCUCCUCAAGUGGAACCUCUACUGGCACCAGCCCGACAAGACUUUCGAAGAUGCUCCCGGCCCAGUGCUCGCUUCUGUUGCUUCUGUUGCCAACAAGGUCAGGCGCCAUGCCCGCGACUUUUCCGCUUAGACAAUCUUCUUCUUCUCCCUCUUCUCCCUCUUCUCUUCUUCUUCUUCUUCAACCUCUUACGGACAUGGUUUUGGGGCGGGACAGGCGCAUGCUACGGGGCAAAAAAGGUGUCGGGAAAAAACGCCUAGGAUGGGUGUUGAACACUUUCUUCUUCUACUUGUUCUUUUCUCCAUGGACUGGGACUCUCGGUCACAACGACGCUUGCGACAUGAGUUUUUUACGAUUCUCAUUCUUGGAUACAUAUAUAUAUAUAUAUAUACUCUUUAGGCAUCCUAGACGAUGCGAAUGCCAAAUGCAUUCUUUGGGCCUUGUGCU